Molecule: messenger RNA, 1452 nt
Organism: Pieris rapae (cabbage white)
Lineage: Eukaryota; Metazoa; Arthropoda; Insecta; Lepidoptera; Pieridae
Product: facilitated trehalose transporter Tret1-like
Exons: 4
Coding region: 82-1335 (417 amino acids)
Biological process (GO): transmembrane transport
Cellular component (GO): membrane
Molecular function (GO): transmembrane transporter activity
Source: RefSeq, a predicted model, not a curated record
ACUUUGCACUUCUGUGACAUUAUUUCAUCAUUAUCGAGAAUUUUUUGUCACAUACGCAUAUUGCGAGUAAUUUUUACGAAAAUGAUUCCAAGUGAGAAUAAUAAAAGAGAUUUAAAUGCACAGUGGAUAUUUUUAGCACGUCAGGUAUUAGUGUCAAGUGGAGUUUGGGUUCACUUCUUCAUGUUCGGUCUUUGUAUGGGAACGCCGACCAUUUACAUCUCCCAAAUUAGAAGAGACGCCAACUCCACAGACGUCAUAACAGAAGAGAUGUCUUCAUGGCUAAGUUCAACACCGAUGUACAGCUCUGUUCCCAAUCUAUUCGUCGUCGUGGCUGUAUCAGCUUACUAUGGACCGACCAAAGCAUUUUUGACUAUAUGUAUAACUUCAGUUUUGGGAUUUCUUAUCAUGUACUUUAGUACAUCUGUUAUUGGUGUUCUCGCCGGUGAAGUGGUUAUUGGUGCUUUGAUAGCAAGUGAUUGCGUAGUGUGUAUAAGGGUGUUAACAGAAUAUAUAUCACCUCAGUAUCGUGGAUCAUUUCUUGUUAUAAAGUCCGCGUCAUUUGCUUGGGGGAUGCUUAUUGCUAAUUUAAUGGGUACUUUCUUACGUUGGAAAUCCAUCCCACUAUUGGGCUGUGCUUUAGCAGUUUAUGCUUUCGUAUCUGCAUUAUUUUGGCCUGAUUCUCCGUAUUGGUUGGCAAGUAAGCAGAAAUACACAGCUUGCACAGACUCACAUAACUGGCUAAAGGGCCAAAGUAUAGAAUCAGUACGAGAACUUGAAUCUCUUAUUGCAGCACAUGACAAUUUUGUUCAGUCUAAAACCGGAAAUCGAAAACAUGUAAGGCAAUUGAUAGAAACCUGUUAUUCAAAGGCAUUAUACAAGGCAUUUGGAUAUGCAAUAUUACUGCUUUGUCUACAUCAGUUUUCUGGUAAGAUAGCAUGCAAUGUUUACGCAUUACAAAUUAUAAAGACGGUAACAAAUAGUGAAUCAACAACAUACAUUGGGAUGUUAGAAAAUAAGUAUAUAUUUUUGACAUUACUUUCGUUAUAUAUGAUAUCUGUUAGUUGUGGUCCAGUGUCUCUUUCGCCGUCCUUAAUUGCUGAACUUUGCCCUUUACGAAAUCGUAAUUUGUAUAUGUUUUUAGUCUCACUCUGUGGAAAUAUGAUAAUGGCUACCGUUAUUAAAUUACUACCUCUUUUGUUUGCUUCUAUGGGUUCUCAUGGCGCAUUUAUGUUCUAUGGUUCGAGUUCAUUAUUCUUUAUAAUUUUAAUUACUUGCUUAGUGCCUGAAACAAAAGACAAAAGUAUUAUCGAGAUGGAUGCAUUGUUACGCAAUUGAUUAUAAAUAAUCAAUUCCGUAACUAAUAAUAAAUUAUUCAUAAUCACUCUGAAGGACGUAAAGUUUUAAGAGAAAAUUUAUCGUUUUGUGAUUUUAUGACGUGAUUAUUUUCGGACC